CGCAGGCGGCAACCACGAGCUAUAAUCCGCAGGCGGCAACCACGAGCUAUAGUCCGCCGGAAACCACGAGCUAUAAUCCGCAGCAACCACGAGCUCUUGUUCGCCGGCAACCACGAGCUAUAGUUCGCGGGCAACCACGAGCUGUAGUUCGCAGGCAACCACGAGCUGUAGUUCGCGGGAAUCACGCACGGUGGACGAUAGGUUCGUCAAUCACAACCUCGAAGGCCCGACGCCCACCGUGGAAUGGCUCCCGUACAGGGAGGAGCCGGAGGGGAAGCCUUAUACUAUCCAGAAUCUGAUCGUCGGAACUUGCGCGCCAGAGAAUCAACAAAGCGGCCUUAUGCUCGUUCAGGUUAAGCUGAGUCGCGCAGAUUGGGAUGGUGAAGAAUCCAGUUCCUCUGCUGAGAUCGGGAUGACAAGAAGAGAGCAGAAAAUAAAUCAUGAUGGGGUAGUUAAACGGGCUCGUUACAUGCCACAAAACCCAAGAAUUGUUGCUACCAAGACAGGCAGUACUGAGGUUUUCAUUUUUGAUUGUACCAAACAUCCAUCAAAACCUCCCCAGGGGGGUGUUUGCGACCCUGAUUUGAGGUUAACUGGUCACAAAGACAGAGGGCAUUGCUUGUCCUGGAGUCGAUUUAAGAACGGUCAUUUGUUAAGUGGCUCAGAGGAUGGUCAAGUUUGCUUGUGGGAUAUUAAUGCCACUCCAAAUGAUAAGACACUUGAGGCUAUGCGUAUAUAUGAUAUACAGCCUGGAUGUGCUGAGGAUGUAGCUUGGCAUAAGAGGGAUAGGAACUUAUUUGGUUCAGUUGGAGAAGAUAAACAUCUACGUGUAUGGGAUAUACGCACUCCGGCAAUCAAUCUUGUUCAAUCUGUACUUUGUCAUGAUGCUAAGAUUAACUCCCUGGCAUUUUUGGGACCGAUUGUAGCAACUGGAUCUUCUGAUGGGAAAGUCAAAGUGUUUGAUCUGCGCAAGACUUCGCCUUACCUCCAUGUCUUGGAAUGUCCAUUGCAGGAGGAGGUUGGCCAUGUUAGGUGGAAUCCCAAGCAUGAGAAUUUUAUAGCUUCAAGUUCUGGCAGGAAGAUUCUUGUUUAUGAUAUUAGCAGGAUGGGGAGCCCACAAACCAGUGAGGAGGCUAGUCGAGGACCCCCGGAGUUUGUGUUUGUUCGCUCUCGCCACACGGAUAGCAUUACAGACUUCUCAUGGAGCCGAACCUACAACUUGGCUAUCGCUAGUGUAGCCAAGGACAACAAUCUACAGGUAUGGGAGAUGCGAGAUCUCUUGUAAUUUGUGAAGAAGAGGAAUUGAAGAUGAUGAUGAGAAUUGAAUUGAAGGCCCCAUAUAUAGCUUCUUUUUCCAACUUUGGUUUUGUUAAUUCUGAGCUCCAAAGUAUUGUUUCUGGAUGGUGUUACUAUGGAUUUACCAGACUUGUUUUAGCCUCAAUUUG
Molecule: messenger RNA, 1445 nt
Organism: Ipomoea nil (Japanese morning glory)
Lineage: Eukaryota; Viridiplantae; Streptophyta; Magnoliopsida; Solanales; Convolvulaceae
Product: WD-40 repeat-containing protein MSI1-like
Exons: 6
Coding region: 341-1285 (314 amino acids)
Biological process (GO): regulation of gene expression
Cellular component (GO): nucleus
Molecular function (GO): histone binding
Source: RefSeq, a predicted model, not a curated record